Clupea harengus (Atlantic herring) is the source of this 759-nucleotide messenger RNA. RefSeq names its product forkhead box B2 (gene foxb2). Gene Ontology annotation, biological process: regulation of transcription by RNA polymerase II; cell differentiation; anatomical structure morphogenesis. Lineage: Eukaryota; Metazoa; Chordata; Actinopteri; Clupeiformes; Clupeidae. The record is from RefSeq and is a predicted model, not a curated record. Gene Ontology annotation, molecular function: DNA-binding transcription factor activity, RNA polymerase II-specific; RNA polymerase II cis-regulatory region sequence-specific DNA binding.
AUGCCCCGGCCCGGUAAGAGCUCGUACAGCGAGCAAAAGCCUCCGUACUCAUACAUCUCACUGACAGCCAUGGCCAUCCAAAGCUCAGACGAGAAGAUGCUGCCGCUCUCGGACAUCUACAAGUUCAUCAUGGAACGCUUCCCGUACUACCGCGAGAAUACACAGCGCUGGCAGAACUCACUGCGCCACAACCUCUCCUUUAAUGACUGUUUCAUUAAAAUCCCGCGUCGGCCCGACCAGCCCGGCAAGGGCAGCUUCUGGGCACUACACCCGGCGUGUGGCGACAUGUUUGAGAACGGAAGCUUCCUGCGUCGCCGCAAGCGUUUCAAGCUUUCCCGCCCCUCGCCAUCGCUGCCCCCACGCCCGCCCCCGGACCCGCGGCACGCGCACUACCACAGCUAUGGUCUCCACAGCAACCAGCCGCCGAGCUUCAAACACCCAUUUGCCAUUGAGAACAUCAUCGGGCGUGAAUGCCGGGGCGUGAUGCCCAGCUCGAUGCCCAUCGCCUCUGUCAUGAGCCAGCUGGGGUACCCUCUGCCCACACAGUUCUGGCCGGGCAUGGGGCCCCUCUCCUCAGAGUACCCCUCUUUCAGCCUGCCAGUCAAGAGCCUGUACCCGCCCGCCAGUGGCCAGGGGAUGCCCGCUGUGCCCAUGCCUAUCAAGCCCACACCGACUCUCGGGACGCUGGGCAUCCAGCGCUGCCAGGACAGCAGCCAGGUCAAGACAAGCUGCCUGCACCCCUCACUGCUUCUGCCUUAG